ACGGUUCACGCAAACAUUUUUAUUCCGGAGGUGUGGAUCGAGAAGCACCGUGAAUUGGUGAAACCUGUGUACUUCGUCUUCUUCCUCGCCGCUUCCUCCGAGGAAUCGAUCGCCCUAGCGAGAGAGCUCGUCAAUGGCGGAUUACCACUUCGUGUACAAGGACGUGGAGGGCGCGAGCACGCAGUGGGACGAUAUCCAGCGCCGCCUCGGCAACCUGCCCCCCAAACCCGCGCCCUUCAAGCCCCCUCCCUUCGUCCCCGCUGACGAUCCCGAUCUCCGCCCCAAAUCCAAGGAUUGGAUCGACGAGCGCUCCCCCGAGGAGCUCGAGGACCUCGAGGACGACCUCGACGACGAUCGCUUCCUCCAAGAGUACAGGAAGAAGAGGCUCGCGGAGUUGCGGGAGACGGCGAGGGUGGCGCGGUUCGGAUCGGUGGUGCCGAUCUCCGGAUCGGAUUUCGUGCGGGAGGUGUCGCAGGCGCCGCCCGAUGUAUGGGUCGUCGUGUUUCUCUACAAGGAUGGAAUACCAGAAUGUGGGCUACUUCUACGUUGCCUGGAAGAACUGGCUACCAGAUAUCCAGAAACCAAAUUUGUUAAAAUAAUCUCUACUGACUGCAUUCCAAACUAUCCGGACCGUAACCUGCCAACUAUAUUGGUUUACAAUAAUGGUGCUGUAAAAGGAACAUUUGUGGGGUUGCAUCAGUUUGGUGCAAGGAGAUGCACACCUGAAUCUGUCGCUUUAGCUCUUUGCCGGUCGGAUCCUGUGCUUAAUGAUGGCCAAAGUGGGAAUGAUUCGUCAAGGGAGACCGUUAUUGAAGGUGUUCGUAAGAAGUUCAUCGAGAAAGUUGUGACGCAGCAUGAAGAGGAGGAUGAAUACUCCAGUGACGAUUAGAUCGUGUCCUUGUGUUCCUCUUUGUGUUAUUUAUUCAUGAAAAAGCCAUAUAUCACGUUGGUGGGGAAUGUUCUUGUAUGUUUUCUGAAGAUUUUAUACUCUCUCUUUUUUUUUUCUUUUUUUUUGGUUGUAUUUCCAGCCUUGUGACUAGAAGCUUGUUUCCAGCGGAAACGAUAUGAGCGGAUCUUACAUUUUGGGGGCGCGUAAAGUACAGAAAAAAGUGGCUAAAUUUAACACUAUUUGUAGUUUGGCCCCUGCGGGGCAAAAAAGUAUUUUUGACGUGCCAAGUAUUUAGACAGUUAAUUAGCACUCGUGCCAAAUUUCGUGCAUCUGCAUGACUGCUGUUUCUAGUAUUUCUGUUCCGUAGAGAUAUUAAAUUCAAUUUGUUCU
Ananas comosus (pineapple) is the source of this 1279-nucleotide messenger RNA. RefSeq names its product phosducin-like protein 3. The record is from RefSeq and is a predicted model, not a curated record. Gene Ontology annotation, cellular component: cytoplasm. Bases 134 to 889 code for a protein of 251 amino acids. Gene Ontology annotation, biological process: protein folding. NCBI's taxonomy places the organism in Eukaryota, Viridiplantae, Streptophyta, Magnoliopsida, Poales, Bromeliaceae. The transcript has 4 exons.